Morus notabilis is the source of this 2694-nucleotide messenger RNA. Its product is annotated as nicastrin. Bases 193 to 2202 code for a protein of 669 amino acids. Gene Ontology annotation, biological process: protein processing. The transcript is spliced from 16 exons. The record is from RefSeq and is a predicted model, not a curated record. Lineage: Eukaryota; Viridiplantae; Streptophyta; Magnoliopsida; Rosales; Moraceae. Gene Ontology annotation, cellular component: membrane.
UCCGAACUCCAACUCCACAGCUAAAAUCCUUAAAAAAAAAAAGAAAAAGAAAAAGAAAAAGAAAACUCCAUAGCCAAAAUACCAAAAGAGCUUUGAGUUUGUCCGUCGUUUGCUGUACCUUGCAUGCUACAUUGAACACGACCAUGGUCUAGGGCUCUAUCUCAGCAGAGAACUGUAUCACGCACAAGAACCAUGGCCUUCAAUUUCCUUUACUUUGCUCUGUUGUUCACUUUCCACCUCCAAUUCUCUCUCGCUGGACAAACGAAUUUGAUGGAAUCGGUUCCUGAUCUUCAGAAUUCUAUGUACAAGGUUGUCGAUGGAUAUCCUUGUGUACGGCUAGUCAAUUCUUCUGGGGAGAUUGGAUGUUCAAAUCCUGGAAGAGAGAAGGUUGUUGCUCCAAUUAUAAGAUUCAAAGAUGCUAACACAUUGUCUCGUUCGUCCACAAUUUUGCUGUCAUUUGAUGAAGUUGAAAGUUUUUUUGCCAGGAUUGCGGAUGAUUCUACUUUUGCUAGAAAUGUUGGUGGGGUUUUAGUUGAAUCAGGGGCUGAAUUUCAAGAUAAGUUACGAGGAUUCUCUCCAGCUCAUAAGUUCCCUCAAGCUGAAUUUGCACCUUACAAAAGCACUAACUAUGAGUGGAACCCAAUUGGAUCUGGUAUUAUGUGGCGGAGGUACAAUUUUCCUGUGUUCUUGCUCUCUAAGAACAGUGCUGUGACCAUCCAGGAGGUUGCUCUAGAAAAUGAGAAGAAAAAGAGAUCAUAUACCACUGUUGUGGCCGAGUUUGAUCUGGUCAUGCAGACAAUGAAAGCUGGGACUCAUGAUUCCAAAUCUUGUUUGACAGAAGAAACAUGUCUUCCAUUAGGUGGAUAUAGUGUUUGGUCAUCGCUUCUGCCAAUUAAUACCUCAUCCUUGGACCAGGCCAAGCCCAUUAUAUUAGCUGUGGCAUCAAUGGAUGCAGCUUCAUUUUUCCGCGACAAAAGCCUUGGUGCGGACUCCCCCAUAUCAGGUCUGAUUUCGCUGCUGGCUGCGGUUGAUGCACUAUCACGUUUGGAUGGUCUGGAUGACCUCAAUAAACAGCUUGUUUUUCUUGUUUUAACUGGAGAGAGUUGGGGUUACCUUGGUAGUAGGAGAUUUUUGCUCGAACUUGAUCUGCAGUCUGAUGCUGUUAGUGGCCUUGAUAACUCAUUGUUUGAGAUGGUCGUGGAAGUUGGAUCUGUUGGAAAGGGCUUCAACCAGGGAGUCACUAACUUUUACGCUCAUACCACUGGGGUUUCAUCUGCUACAAAGAAGUUGUGGGAUGCAUUAAAGCACGCUGAAGAUUCCCUCAAGUCUGAAAAUGUUACAAUCUCAUCAGCAAAUGCUUCGAACCCUGGGAUACCCCCGUCUUCCUUGAUGACUUUCGUCAAAAAGAAUUCUCUUACCUCUGGGGUUGUGUUAGAAGAUUUUGAUACCGUCUUCUCCAACAAGUUCUAUGAUAGCCACCUUGAUGAUAUUUCAAAUAUAAACUCUUCAUCAAUUGCGGCAGCUGCUUCCCUUCUGGUGCGGUCCCUUUACGUCCUUGCAAGUGAUACUAAAAAUUUAAGCACUUCAGCUCUAGCAGCUGUCAAUGUGAAUGUUUCACUAGUUGAAGAACUUAUGGGUUGCCUACUGAGCUGUGAGCCUGGCCUGUCUUGCGAGCUUGUGAAAAACUAUAUUGCACCCUCCAGUACCUGCCCAAGCCAUUAUGUUGGUGUUGUUCUCGAUGAGCCUUCAUCCACACCGCCUUUAGAAUACGUCAGUGAUGUUUCAAGAUUUGUGUGGAAUUUUCUGGCUGACAGAACCUCUGUUCUGAAAGGCCAGAAUACUAGUUCUGCUUGUUCACAAGAUUGCAGCAGCGAAGGUGGAGUGUGCAUCAGAGCGGAAACAGAUGGAAAGGGAGUUUGUGUUGUCUCCACAACCAGAUAUGUACCGGCAUACUCUACACGGUUGCAAUUUCAUUCUGGAACUUGGAUUGUCUUGCCUCCAAAUUCAUCUGAUCUUAUGGGUUUGGUCGAUCCUGUUUGGACGGAAAGUAAUUGGAAUGCAAUUGGGCUGCGAGUCUACAUUGUGCAGUCUGCUGCUUAUGACUGCCUCGUUCUACUUGGCGGUAUUGCUGUUACAGCCUUGGCUUACCUCGCCAUUGUAAUCACCAGAGCCACCAUCGCGAAGAUCUUGAAGCAAGAUUGAGUAGGCGCCUCAAAAGCCAUUUUGAAGAACUUUUACCGAGGAGGUGUUGGGACUUGAAUCGAGAGAUUCUCGUUUGCGUCUUCGAAUAUUUUCGAAGGAUGUUGCAUUAUUGAAGUCGCGUCCUCCGUUGGAAUUUUUUAGGAAUUAUUCAUUCCGUUUGGUUAGUGUAGGAUGGAUGGUCAAAGUAGUCUAGUAAUGCUUGAAUGAAAUUCAUCCUCUUAAGGAAGUCCCUGAUUUCAAUUUUUGCAAAUAUGUUGGGAAUCUUCUUAGUUGGACAGUUUUGUCCCCACACUUACAUAGGUGAAAGCAAAAUGUCAUUUCAGUUGUCCUGCUUAUCUCGAUUGUUUAUCUGAUGUGCGACUUAUGGAACAGAGGAGAUUUUUUCAGUGCCGUUUAUAACAAGCAAAGAUGUAACGAUUUAAUUUGGAGUUUGGAUGGCUUUUGAUAUGUCAUAUACUGAUAUUGGAUGGUCUAAUUUAAUUUGGGGAUAAA